Messenger RNA from Acyrthosiphon pisum (pea aphid), 1787 nucleotides. RefSeq lists its product as uncharacterized. NCBI's taxonomy places the organism in Eukaryota, Metazoa, Arthropoda, Insecta, Hemiptera, Aphididae. The record is from RefSeq and is a predicted model, not a curated record. The coding region runs from base 19 to 1146 and encodes 375 amino acids. The transcript is spliced from 9 exons.
AAAAAUUUUAAAAAUAAUAUGAGUAUUUUAUUGGUUUUAGGUAAAAACAUUGAAACAACUAAGACAACUAAAUUAAACGCUGAAAAGUUACCUAUCCUCCCGAAACCACCAAAAUCUUUUACACAACCUCAUAUAAAAAAGAGAAAUCAUACAUGUGCAAAUCUCCUAUCAUCUUCUAUGGAACCCAUUAAAAGUUUAAAUGAAGAAACUCUGAUGUGGUGCAAUAAUAAAAAUUCCGAGACAGUUGUAGCCUCUACUUCUAUGAAUAAUGCAGAACAAUUUAAAUCAUCUAAUCUAUUCUUUAGCAGUGACAAUGAUGACAGUCCAAUCAAAAAAACAGAUGAUCAAAUAACUAGUCCUACACAAUCAACAAACUCAAUUGAUUUUUUCCGUAAAGAAAUAGAUGGUAAAACUACUAAGAAAAGAAAAAACAUUGUGACAUUUGAUGUUAGUCCGUCUAUAUCAACAAACUCUAUUGAUUUAUUUCCAGACGAAGGUGAUGGAACUAUAAAAAAAAAAAUUACCAAGCAAGCCGUUUUUCCAGCUCAUCUAAGUCCAACAAGUUCAGUUGAAGCAGAAUAUAACGAAACUCCGAAUAAGGUCAAGGAACAGUUUAACAUUGAAGGAGCUUUGAAGUUUCUCAUAAAAUCUCAAGUUCAAAUGGCUCAAAAGUUUGAGAUUAUAGAAAAUAACCAAAAACAAAUUUUAUUUUUAGUAAAUAAAAAUAUGACUGAUGCUCCAGCAGACAAAAAUUGGAAUAUUGAAUUUUCAACCACUUUUCCACUUCAAGAUAUUCAAUCUCUAAAUGAAAUAGAACAACGUUUAAUAACGGAUAUUGAAUUUAAAGAAAAAUUGGCAAACAGGAUCAGCAGUUUUAGAGGGUUAGAUGACAGCACAUUUAUCAAGUCAUCUUUAGAUAAUAUAUUCAGUGACAAAAUAGGUGUAUUAAUUUCCUUCACUGGUAGAAAACCAUCAAACACGGUUGAAAAAAAGUAUGCAAUGAAGAGUUCACUGCUGUAUAAACUUAUUUGUGAUGUUGGUCGAAGUCGUUACAAAAACUUUUCCGAUGAAAAAGCUGAGAAAGUCACUAGUAGCUGGUUACGUCAUUCAAUAGACCGUCUUAAACGUACAGCGGCACUAACAUAAUAACAAAGUGGUAUUCUUACUUUAUUUUUAUAUUUUAUUAAUUUUGAAAUUUGUAUAAGAAUUUGUUUAAUAUUAUUAUUAAGUUUUUAAUGUUUGUAUGUUAUAAUUAUAUAGGGUAUUGACUAUAAAUAAAGAGUACUUUUUAUUACGUUAUAAAAUAUAUUAUAUUUGCAUUUUAACUAUGUUAAUUCCUUUUCUGGAGUCUCAGUAAGUAAUUUAAAGGAGCGGAAAUUCAGAUUUGGUAGUGAGAGUGGGGAUUACCGAAGUGUAUUUCGUAGGAACUCCCUGGGAUUCCUUGUGUUACUAGGAAAGGACUCCCUAUUAAUUCCUUUUCUGGAGUCCCAGCAAAUAAUUCGAUGGAGCACCUAAGGAGCGGAAAUUCGGAUUUGGUAGGGAGAGUCUAGGGAUUCCCGAAGGGAAUUCCGUGGGCUCUUCCGGGGAUUCCUCGUGUUACUAGGGCUACUACCAUAGUAUUUGUAUAGUGUUGUUUUAAAAACGUUAAGUAUCUACCUAACUCAUAAAAAUAUAAACGUUCAAUAUUAAGUUAAGCCUAACUCAUCAAUAUUGUAAUAUAAGUAAGAGCAAGUGAGUAACCUUGUAUAAAUUUCAAGAAUAUUAAAAACUAUAUUAAAAAAAUAAAA